Molecule: messenger RNA, 609 nt
Organism: Venustampulla echinocandica
Lineage: Eukaryota; Fungi; Ascomycota; Leotiomycetes; Helotiales; Pleuroascaceae
Product: putative nitroreductase family protein
Exons: 2
Coding region: 1-609 (202 amino acids)
Biological process (GO): cellular response to oxidative stress
Source: RefSeq, a predicted model, not a curated record
AUGGCGUCCCAACCUUUCCUCGAGGCCAUCGAGUCCCGCCGCACAUUCUACCAACUCUCCAAAUCCUCUCCCGUCUCCGACACCCGUAUCCAAGAGAUAAUCAAACAUGCCGUCCUCCACGUCCCCUCGUCAUUCAACUCACAAAGCACCCGAGUGAUCCUCUUAGUCAAGGAAGAGCACGACAAGUUAUGGGAGAUCACCAAGACCGUUCUAAAGGGCAUUGUGUCUGAAGAACAAUGGACCGCCACAGAGCAAAAGCUAAACAUGUUUAAAGCCGCCUACGGAACUGUCCUAUUCUUCGAAUCCCGCAGCACCGUCGCAGGAAUGCAAGCAAAGUUCCCCUUAUACGCCGAUAAAUUCCCCGUCUGGGCCUCUCAAUCCGACGGCAUGCACCAAUUUACCAUCUGGACCGCCCUUGAAGCCGAAGGAUUAGGCGCCAACCUGCAGCAUUAUAACCCUCUUAUCGACGAGAAGGUGGCUAGUGAGUGGAAUGUGGACCCGGAUUGGAGUUUGAAUGCGCAGUUGGUUUUCGGGAAGCCUGAGGGAGGUGCGGGUAACAAGACGUUUAUGAAGGUAGAGGAGGAGAGGUUUAGGGUCUUUGGCGCUUAG